CCUGACGUUGGCAGCGUGCGAAUGUCCAGAAUUGGGUUCACCGGUUGUAACGAACUUCAAUCGUCUUUCAGGCGAUUAGACAUGUGAAAAUGUCACGGGAAGAACUUCACCAGCAAUGUCAGCUACCGUAAGAUUAAUCGCACACAGCAGCUCACGCAGCAAAUGCAGACGAUAAUGCCGAUGAUCAUGAAGACUGUGAAGUGAAAAUUUUGUUCCCAAGAAAAAAUAUUAUCACCUUUAAGGACACCCCGGCACUCCGGCAUGGGCUGGUUGACGCAAUGCGUUUGCGGUGCUCGGAGCGCAGGCUCGGAACCGGAUGUGAGGCAGAAAAGCGCGGGAAAACGUGGUAAAAAGAAAAAGAACAAGAAAAAGGAACGGAAAGACGCCGCUGGAUCGCCACAGGCCAAUCGAAACGCCAUUGGGAUCGACCCGAUAACCCGAAGCACAGGUUUCAAUUUUUCCAACCAGGAUGAAGCUGUCCUGAAGGAUACAGGCAACACGUCAAAUAAUCGGCUCCUGGAUGUCGAGGCCGGUACCACGAAAUCUGUAAAGUUGUCAACGCCGGAUAAAAAGUGUGAAAUAGUUCACGAAAACGGUGAAUUUGCCGCGGAAUCUUCCUGCAGUAAUUUCUCAUCGUCGAUCAUUGAUCGUGGAAAAUAUGUCACCGACGAUCCUUCACUCGAGCAGAUUUCAUUAAGCUUCGAUCAUGAUCCUGGAGUGGUACGACCGAAACGCUGGAGUAUUCACGGCACAGACACGAACAACGGAAACGUAGCCAAUCUUGGAUUAAGUUAUUUUAAAAAGACGCCCGAGUCUAGCGAGAACACGACCGUAUUUGCCGUUAAAAAAUCAUCCACAAGUAACUCCAAUGAGAACAAAUUUAGCACGACAAGUACGAAGGGCGAUCAUCAUCGCUUCGGAUCUCGCACCGUCGAAAAUAUUGGCCUGCAGGAUGCGCGCCAGGCGACGGAGGACGUUUCUACUACCUUAGGAAGUGUUAACAGAAAAUUGGGACUUUCUUACGUUGUGCUGAAGCAGACGGAAGAACCACCGAGGAACGGUGAUAGUACGGCAAUGGUACCAUUGUCGGGUGACUCUGUGGCGGAAAAUUUUCAACGAGCCUACGUCGUUCUGCCUGAAAUUGAACGCGACAAGUCCGCGGAAUUUAAUGAUUCGCAUCAGAAGCAGCGACGUACUAUCCAAAAUCCGCAUCGCGCAACUAUGCCAAUAUCAAGACUGCCCCGGUCGAAACCAAGCGUCGUCAAGAAAUCGUCGGACUUUCCGGAAAAACAAACGAACAAGUAUGGAUUUCGACAACCUGCUGGAACUCCGAUAGCUACGCCGGUCACGGAGAUCAAUCGAAGCAGGAACUCGUGCAGCUUUGAAAUUCCCUGGUUCGACGAUAAAACCAUCACCAAGAAACCGCGUCAAAGUAAAAUAUUGAAACCUCAAGAGAUAACAAAGAUCGCAACGAAAAUUAAGGAAUCGAAUGAAACGGCUCUGGCUAACGACCGAUUAAAGGAACACGAAAAUGGACGCGUUCACUCUGCCAUCGUGUCUGGUGUCAACUGGGAGCAACGGAGUGUCACUGUCGAAUGGUUUGAGAGAGGAGAGACUAAAGGGAAAGAGGUGGAAAUCGAUGCGAUUUUGGCUUUGAAUCCCGAAUUGGUACCGAAAACGAUGGGACCACCUCCGCCGGUGAAUAAUCACAUGAUGCCUGCUCGUAAUAAGGACUCUUCCGGUGAGGAGGACGACGGCGUUGACGAGUACGAGAACCAGGAUGAAGGCUCGCUCGGACGUUCCGGUGCUCAACAAACCACGAGAAAUGGUCUUAGCUCGGCAACCCUGCCUGUACGAGUUACAUCUCGGCUUUCGAAUACUACGAGAGCGUCUAUUCCAGUUAAAGGUAAGUCUGUUCCAAAUAGACAAAUCACUCGAGCAGGACGGCCCACAAAUAUAAUUCCACCCAUUACAUCUGUAAACGGACAUGGUGAUUCCAUCUCAGGUCUUACUCGACGGGAAUUGGAGAAUAUACCACCAACUCCGGUAACACCAGCACCAUCAAGUGCUUCCACUGUGGCAAUGAGCAAGCAGAAACAAUUGCAGAUACAACAGGCUCAACAGCAGCAGUUGCAAAUUCAACAACAACAACAACAACAACAAGCUGCACAAGUCGAAAAUGGAAGAGGCAGACGGUCGAAUGUUGUCAAAGAGGUGGAAAGGCUAAAAAAGAACAGAGAAGAGAGGAGGCAGCGACAAGCAGAGCUAAAGGAGGAAAAAGAAGCAUUAAUGAACUUGGAUCCUGGAAAUCCUAAUUGGGAAUUCCUUGCAAUGAUUAGGGAGUAUCAAAACACCAUAGACUUUAGACCACUGCGAGACACGGACGCAGUAGAAGACCAUCAAAUAACCGUUUGUGUUCGAAAACGUCCGUUAAAUCGUAAAGAAGUGAAUCGUAAAGAAGUAGACGUUAUAAGUGUUCCCAGUAAAGAUCAGAUGGUCGUCCACGAACCAAAAGCAAAGGUUGAUUUAACCAAGUAUUUGGAAAAUCAGCUGUUCAGAUUUGAUUACGCUUUUGAUGAAACUUGUACCAAUGAAAUAGUCUACAAAUAUACAGCCAAGCCAUUAGUGCAAACUAUCUUUGAGGGUGGAAUGGCUACUUGUUUUGCUUAUGGUCAAACCGGAAGUGGUAAGACUCACACAAUGGGUGGAGACUUCAAUGGAAAAACUCAGGACUGCAAGAAAGGAAUAUAUGCUAUGGUCGCUAAAGACGUUUUCAAGUAUUUAAAGUCCACUAAAUAUCGUCCACUGAAUUUGAUAAUCUCUGCAAGUUUUUUUGAGAUUUACUCAGGAAAAGUGUUUGACCUGCUCGCUGACAAAGAAAAGCUCCGAGUACUGGAGGAUGGGAAACAACAGGUACAAAUAGUUGGGCUGACUGAAAAGGUUGUGGAAUCUUGUGAUGAAGUACUGAAAUUAAUUCAACAUGGUAAUAGUGCCAGAACUAGCGGACAAACUAGCGCUAAUGCUAACUCUUCGAGGUCACAUGCUGUCUUUCAAAUAAUUGCACGGACGCCAGGAACCCACAAGGUUCAUGGAAAGUUUUCUCUAAUCGAUCUUGCUGGUAAUGAAAGGGGAGCGGAUACAUCGUCAGCUAACAGGCAAACCAGAAUGGAAGGUGCUGAAAUCAACAAGUCACUGCUGGCGCUCAAAGAAUGUAUCCGUGCACUGGGACGCAAAGGUACGCAUUUGCCAUUCAGAGCCAGUAAGCUGACUCAGGUUCUGCGAGACAGUUUUAUAGGAGAAAAAUCAAAAACUUGCAUGAUCGCUAUGAUCAGCCCAGGAAUGAGCUCGUGCGAACAUUCUCUUAACACUUUACGAUACGCAGACAGAGUUAAGGAACUAGCUGCAACAGAUCCAACAGAAAUAAAGGCACCAUCAACAGAUGACGACGAACGAGGUUUAAAGAUAGAAGACCAUUCAAACAACAGUGUUCUGUCAGACAGCGAUUUAGCACAGUUAAGAUCACUCAAUGAGGGCGAGUUAUCGCAGGACUUAUAUACUUUCCAUGAAGCUGUAUCUGCGCUACAGUUAUUAGAGGAAGAAGUUUUGGACACACAUAAGCUUGUGGUUGACAAUACAACUCGGUUUUUAAACGAUGCGCACAGCGUUUUCAGUGCGACACACGAGGUGGACUAUGAUCAGGAAGGAACCCUUACAGAUUUGAGACGGAAAAGAACAAAGUUUGAGUCACCCUACCUGAGGCGGUUCACAAUACAUAGGCGUCUCGUAGAGAGAAAGCAAUUUUCUGAUGCAUACGCCCAAAAGUGGGAAGAACUGUUGACACAGCAGCGUGAUACAUUGAAUGCAGCACUGGACCAAGUCAGCCAAUUCCGAGGCCAACUUCUCCAAGAAGAGCAGAUCAGUCAAAAGAUGACGCGCACACGCAACACACGAUACAAUUAAACCUAAACGUCACACACCCGUAUACAUAAUAAUAUAAUAUGUGGGAUGUAAAGGUCACACUCCCAUAUACUAAUAAUAUAUGGGUUGUAUCACCUGAGGGUGAGUUUACACUAUAUUAAUCACAUUCUUAGUUAAAUCUAUGUAUUCCUAACGAAUUCUAGUAGUCGUUAUGUAAUUUUGAAUCUAAUCAAAUAAUACUCUAAUAGUAAUGUACGAUAUAUCUAUAUUUUUUACCGAUGUUAGUGUAAAAAGUGUUACAAGUUCCUUAGUGUCACCUUUUUGCCUCAUGAUAAACAGUUAUUGACUACUACAAUAUUCUUGGCUUGUUAAUUAAAUGAUAGAAAAUUAAAAGGAUGCUCCUUGAAAAAAAUUGUGAAUAGCAAAAUCAUAUAGUGUAAACUCACCAGGAAUGGUUCACCGGGUUCCAGAUGAGGUGAAACACCCUGCCUCUUUCUUCACAUAUGCGAUGCAUUUUCGAUUUAAUCUUCUGUUAUAAUAUACUUGAGAUAAUGUCAAUGGUUUUAUUUUUUGUGUUUGAUUUAAUAACAAUGAAUAGUUUUAUAUAUAUCUAAAAAGUGAUACAUUUUGUAUACAUUUAAUCUUCUGUUAUAAUAUACUUGAGAUAAUGUCAAUGGUUUUAUUUUUUUGUGUUUGAUUUAAUAACAAUGAAUAGUUUUAUAUAUAUCUAAAAAGUGAUACGUUUUGUCUAACAUGAAAGACAAAUGAGUUUUUUACAAUCGCUAACUUAUUUGAAACGCGUCUUUAUAAACAUGCCUCUACAUAAUUUUAAAAAUUGUUUAUGUUACCAAACAAUCAGCAUUUUUAGACCUUGCUUACUCCUGUUAUUCUUUCAUUUCAGAACUGUAGAAUUAGAUCAAAGACUAAAGUUAAAAUUACGGAUUAUAAUUUAAAUUUCCGUCACCUAUAAAUUCAGAGACUUAGUAUUGAAUAAUGGCCGAUUAUCUCAGAAAUGCAUUGCUGAUAAAAAUUAACUUCAUAACUGCAAAUUUUAACAUAAAGAAAUUAUCAUGUAUUUAACUACUGUACUAAGCAAAUAAAAACGAUAAAUAUAUUUUGUUCUCUGAUAUAAGGCGCCGGUCGUUUACUGACAAAAGUUGCUUACAUGAUAAAUUAUGAUGCAUUUCUCUACCUAUAGCUUCUAAAUACAUCAAAGAAAAUUUGUCCGAAAAAGUAAUUACGCAAGAAAAAAGUUUACUUGUAGCUGACAUCCAAAUGCGCAGCCCCUUAGUCAAACCAGAAUUUACCUUUACGACCUGACAUUCAAAGAAUCAUAUUUAUCAUACAUGUAUGGCACUUAUGCAUUGUCAUGAUGUGCUCGGCUCUGAUUUUUUUCAGCGGUUCUUAGGCUUUUAAAAUACUAAUUGUACAAUGAACGUUUCUUGAGUGCAACAAGAGUGCUUUUGACUUAUGCUUAAGCUGUGAAUUCAAAUUCUUGGUAUAUAAGAUAUGUAAUAUUAAAUUAAGAUAUUGAUUAGACAUUAGAAAUAUCGUGGAAAGGGACCCAGUGUACCGCCAGACAGUGAAAACAGCCUUAGAAUACCGGUUUAUGGAAACAUAUUAGAAAUAGAUCAUCAACCCUGUUGCUCGAUUAAUGUAUUUGAAUUUGUGGUUUUUUUUCAUAACAUAAUAUGAUCAUAUACUCAAGUUCUCAACCAUUCGUAUUAUUUGGCUAUUAGACGACAUCUAGAACAUAAUAUAACAAUUGGUUCAUAAUUAUAUUCAAGACUAGCAUUGUUGGAAAUUUGUGUAAAUUCAAGUUACAAAAAGUUUUGCCAGUCUACAAUCUCGAUUGUACCAAAUUAAUGUUUUUACAUCCACAUAUCUUAAGUCAAAAGUUGGACAAGGUGCUCUUUUGAUUUUGCAUACGCUGUACAUAUUUUUAUUCGAAUAUUGUAUUUUCACUCUUGCUUCUAGAUGAAAAAAAUUUGAUAAACUCACGUAAUAUUAAAAAUGAGAUUAAAUUUUCAACAUAUCAUUUUGUUACAUCAUGUAGGCUUCGUGAUCUUUGAUUGAUAUCUGUUAUAGUGCGCGUAAAUUGUUGAAAAUUUUGUGGAAAUAUAGGUAAUAAUUGGAUACGAUUAAUUUUUUAAUAUUUUUUUACAUUAAGAAUUAGUGGUGUAUUCUAUAGGCUGCUGAAAAGUAAGGGUCUCGUUUCUUUGACUGCAGAGUUGGAUAAUCUAUUUAGAUCGUAUUCUAUAGCCGGUUACUUAAAUUUAGUAAACGAAACUCGUAUUAAACCAAAUAACGACUGAUUUCAGAAGUAACUCUUAGCUGUAAGACACAUAUAUAUGUUUCAAUGUGGCUCGACAACGGCCUAAGUAUUGAGUUGUGUAUUAAUAAUAUAUAAUAUUAUAAUUUGAUCCAGAUCACUUUUUUACGUAACUGUGGAAUCAUCUAAUUAAUAUGUUAUAAGACUUCAAGGAAACAUUCUGUGUUUUUCUAAGUCGCUUCAUUGAUAAUGUCAUAUGCAUUUCAGAAGAACUGAGUUGUGCAGUCGUUGGAAAAACACUGACGUGACAUGAAUGAUUCCGACAAAUAACUAAAUACGAAUUCAAACAAAUAGAAUUUCGUAAAAAUAUAUCUGUAUUAUUGCUAUAACAUUAAAUCCAAUGAAUAAUCUGUGCUCUUACAAUUAAAAAAUCAUCAUAUUAAUACUCAAUUCUUCAGCGUGAAGCUGAAUAUUACGGGGGUAUUUUUAAUUUUCGGUAUUUUUAUUAAAUUAGGAUCUUGUGUAUUGCAAUUAGAGAUUUUGGCCAACUGCUCGCAAUUAAAUAAUAAUUUGUAUUUGCUCUACAAUCUGCUGCGUUGUAAUAGUGCCAAAUCAACGCAUUGUUUUUAUGUUUAAAAAUUGUGCAUUCGAAGUUUUUGUAACCCCGUUGAAUUAAAAUAUUUGCACAGGUUUACUUGCAAACAGACGAAAGAAAAAUAUCGAUUCCUUGGAAAUUUUAGGAAGUAAACAUGCUGAGUGGAUCUCAGUCAUUUUAAAUUCGAAAGAAGUAUUGUUAAGUAAUAUUAUUGAUUGUUAAAACUAAGAAUAUCUUGCAUAGUCAUCAGCUUGAAAAUGUUUUGAUGCCUCAAUAUUCCAUGCGGUUAUUGUAAUAGAAAAAAUGUCUCAAGGUUCUUUAUGAGUAAAGUUCCCCCUUAUGAAGCUGUAUUGGAAUAUUUUAUUGCUAACUACAAUUUAAGAUUUUAAUUUUUCGUACUUUUUUAGUCAAGCCAAUAGAACAAAGCAUGGUAAUUCACACGCAUUAGUUGAUUGACACUUCCUUAACUGACUUUAAUGAAUCUAAAUACGAAUGUUCUUUUCACAUAGAUCGCAAUAUCGAUGAAGCUAAUGUUUACUAUUUAACAAUAAUUAUAUAAUUUAUCCAGCAUGUGAUACAUUUGUCUAGGUUGUGUUUAAUAAAUUCAUAUGAUCACAGACUUAUAGACAACUGGAAGGUGUUAAUGUACUUUAUAUCAAACAAAUUAAAUUGUUGAUAUAUAUCCCUAUUGUAUGCUCACAGAAUAUUACAAAAUGAUAAUAAACUGUGAUGGCAGCUUGCUCGUGGAAUGAAAAUUUUAAAUAUACUUAUAAUUCUUUAUAUGGUAAUGAUUUAUAAAAUUGGAAAAAAUGAAUUCAAAAAACUCGAAGACACUAUUACUGAUAAGACCGUAACUACUGUAAUCGUGUAUUACAUUACUCAUGGCAUCACGUAUCUCGACCAUCUGCCUCACCUUCACUAGAUCUUUUUUUUCUUCAUUCUCAUUGAUAUGCACAGAUAAUUGUUCUGGGUACAUACAUGUACUAUAAUGACGGCAUGUUGUUGCUUUAUGAAUAAAAAACAGAACCAAAACUUAA
Messenger RNA from Diprion similis, 7822 nucleotides. It is a transcript of the gene Klp10A, whose product is annotated as kinesin-like protein KIF2A. The coding region runs from base 262 to 3960 and encodes 1232 amino acids. NCBI's taxonomy places the organism in Eukaryota, Metazoa, Arthropoda, Insecta, Hymenoptera, Diprionidae. The record is from RefSeq and is a predicted model, not a curated record. The transcript is spliced from 13 exons. Gene Ontology annotation, biological process: microtubule-based movement. Gene Ontology annotation, molecular function: microtubule motor activity; microtubule binding; ATP binding.